UUUGAUAGAAGUCGUAAAGAAAUCAACAUCACACAACAAAGCACUCGAGGACCCGUCCGUGUACCGUUGAUUUAGCCCACGUGCGACUGUGUGUGUGUGCGAGAGGGAUCCCAGAAGCAUAACGGUAUUCGGUACUCCGUAUUCGGUAUAGCGGCCAUAUCUUGGGGCUGUCGGAAUCGGAACUGAACUAUUCGCUCGCUCUCCGCCGUCGCGACCGCUCUCUUAUCCCAAUUGACAGCCCGCUAAGAUCAUAAAGGCCGUAAAAUAAUCAUAACAAUAAUCGUAAAAAAUUAGAACCGCAAUCAGUCGCACAUUGGCCCUCGUACGGCGCAGAUCGUCGUAAACCCCAUUAUUAUUAUAAUAAACGUAAACGUAAUCGUUAUCGCAUAAACACCAAACAAAAACAAAGCCAAACACCCAGAGAAAUUGUAAUUGAAUUUCGCGCGCGUUUCUUUUUAUGAUGUUCGAGUGUCUGGCAGGUGUCUGGAUUGAAAUUCACCCACUAAUUGUGCAAUACUACUACAACUAAUGGAUCUGGGCUGACUGUGCUGCAAAGGAGAGUUCGAGUUCCAAUUGAUCAAGCCAAAUCCUACUACCUAAGUGUUUAUCUAUUCUUAAAAUCGUAUCGUGCACCGAAAACUCGAAUCUGCAGAACAACGUUUUCUAGUCCCCCGCAAAUCGAGCAAUAUCUACACACUAACAACAAACAAAAGCUAAAGCUUCCAACUCAAACCACAAUAAAUUCAACAGAAAUAAAACGUAGACAGCCAAAAACAAAAAAAAAACAAACAACAAAAAAACGAGAAAAAAAAUAAAAGGGAAAAGAAUAAGGAGAAGAAAAAGUUUCGUUUCCACUGCGGGCAAAGUUUUGAUUUUGGCGCACGUGCAAGCUACCGUUAGCUGAGAAAUUUGAAAAGCCAACAGGAUUGAAGGAUAAGCGCACGUUAUUGGAUUUAAAAGUGCAAUUUUGGAUUACCUACUUGUAAAUGGACAUGAAUCGCGGAUUACUUACAUGGAUUACCAGAAUUUAACUGCGCAUUCGUCGAAAAAGGUAAACCUACAACGCUUUUCCGACGACCUUUCGAUAACAGUUCAUGAGUUUCAAAAUCAAAAUUGAGGAAUACCAACUAGAGGAUAAGGCUACUUAAGGAUCAAAGAACACCAAGGAGAGGAGAUUUUCUACCAAAUCGAGCGACGAAGAGCAGGUUGAUUUCGUCAUUUUUGGCCAAGACAGCAAACAGAGGAACAGCAAAGCGGAAAUCAUUUUAUACCUCACACAACAACUACACACUAACUAAGACUAGGCUACGCAACUGUACAUUGUACUUAAGUGUUCAAAGGUUAUUUAGGUUACUUUGUAUAUAAGGAAAGUAGCUAAAAGCACGGAGACAGGGAGGCAGGAGCACCACAGUCACUAGCCACUAAGCAGAGUAACAGUCACGAUCACGUUCACUCCAGGAUCAGGACUCGCGGCGGGAUCAGCGGACGCUGAGGAGGCUGCCACGAUGACGAUGAGUACAAACAACUGCGAGAGCAUGACCUCGUACUUCACCAACUCGUACAUGGGGGCGGACAUGCACCAUGGCCACUACCCGGGCAACGGGGUCACCGACCUGGACGCCCAGCAGAUGCACCACUACAGCCAGAACGCGAAUCACCAGGGCAACAUGCCCUACCCGCGCUUCCCGCCCUACGACCGCAUGCCCUACUACAACGGCCAGGGGAUGGACCAGCAGCAGCAGCAGCAGCAGCACCAGGUCUACUCCCGCCCGGACAGCCCCUCCAGCCAGGUGGGCGGGGUCAUGCCCCAGGCGCAGACCAACGGUCAGUUGGGGGUGCCCCAGCAGCAGCAACAGCAGCAGCAGCAGCAACAGCCCACGCAGAACCAGCAGCAGGUGACGCAACAGGUGACACAUCCGCAGCAGCAGCAGCAACAGGUGACGCAACAGGUGACACAUCCGCAGCAGCAGCAACAGCAGCCAGUCGUCUACGCCAGCUGCAAGCUUCAGGCGGCCGUCGGCGGACUGGGCAUGGUCCCCGAGGGCGGAUCGCCCCCGCUGGUGGAUCAGAUGUCCGGCCACCACAUGAACGCCCAGAUGACGCUGCCCCACCACAUGGGACAUCCGCAGGCGCAGUUGGGCUACACGGACGUGGGAGUUCCCGACGUGACAGAGGUCCAUCAGAACCAUCACAACAUGGGCAUGUACCAGCAGCAGACGGGAGUUCCGCCUGUGGGGGCUCCACCCCAGGCGAUGAUGCACCAGGGCCAGGGUCCUCCACAGAUGCACCAAGGACACCCUGGCCAGCACACGCCACCUUCCCAAAACCCGAACUCGCAGUCCUCGGGGAUGCCGUCUCCACUGUAUCCCUGGAUGCGCAGUCAGUUUGGUAAGUGUCAAGAACGCAAGCGCGGAAGGCAGACGUACACCCGGUACCAGACUCUGGAGCUGGAGAAGGAGUUCCACUUCAAUCGCUACUUGACCCGUCGGCGAAGGAUCGAGAUCGCCCAUGCCCUGUGCCUCACGGAGCGCCAGAUAAAGAUAUGGUUCCAGAACCGGCGCAUGAAGUGGAAGAAGGAGAACAAGACGAAGGGCGAGCCGGGAUCCGGAGGCGAGGGCGACGAGAUAACGCCACCCAACAGUCCGCAGUAGACUGAGUCCGACGCAGGCUCACCAGUUAAAUGAAAUUUCUAUCUAAAUACAAUUUACGUUAGUUCGGAGAGCGCAAAUGAAUUUACUUCGAUCCCAGAGGACUAUCUAUUACCUAUCCAAUCCGUUGAACUUCGCGUGAACUAAACUAAACAAAGAGCAGAGCUGAGAACUCUACCUACAACUUAGUUAAUUGUUAUUAUUUUCUACUUAUUAUUUAAUUGUACACGAAUGGCGAGUGGAGAAAGCGAAAUAAGAUAAACGUAAAGAUAACGAUUACGAUAAAGAUACAAGUAAAGCGUAAAACUCAAACAAAACCAACUCAUGUGACCUCAGAUCUAAAUAAGCUAUAUUUAACUAUAAUGCAUAUAUAUACACAUAAAUAUAUGGAUAACUAUACAUGAUACCAAGUAAAGCUAAAGGCAAGGAGUUAUAUAUUAAUAAAUAUAUAUGAAGCAUAUAUACUAUAUACACGAUAACAUUAGUUCUACGCGUCAUAAGUACUGUACGAUUAACUUAUAUAUACACCCCAGCAUAAACCCUAAACCUAAAACAUAAACAUUAAACUAAAUCAAUGUUUGUAGCAAUCCUAGCGCAAAAGUAUAAAAUAAAAACCAAUAAAAAUCUAAAAAAAACCAAAUGGCGUCAAAAUCCAUUGCAUGUUGGUUCAAGAAACCCAUAAAUAUUUCAUAACACUGAACAUGAUAAUAGAAAACUUUGCCCUAAGUGAAUGUCGCAAAUUUAGACAAAGAAAUACCAAAACCACGGAGAAACGUUGCUUAAAGUAAAUAAAACGUUUUACACAUACAAUACAAAAUAAAUCCAAUUAACUGGCAGAAGCUUAAAUAUGAAUAGAAAGGAAUCGCAAAAGAUUGGCAAACUUUAAAAUAAUAGAUGUACAAAUUCUGCAAAUAAAACAUUUUAAAACUCGCAGUUGGAAAUUUAAGCCUAACCAAUUUGAGAGUUCCUCAAUUUUCGGUUACAAGAUCCAUUAUAUCUGUAUUUUCUUUUAUUUUUAAUUUCUUGUGCAAUUUUUAGUUCUCGCAAAAAAUUAAAUUCGAAUUAGGUCGAAAAGGAUAUAAAGUAUACCGAAAUGAAUAAAAAUAUGAAUUGGCAAGUGGAGUGGAGGAAUAUAAAUUGUUAACAGAGGAACACAAAAAAAUGUAUAAAUAAUGAAUUCAAACAAAAACCCUGUAAAGUAGUAAAUUGAAAUGCAUUAUUAUACGAGUAUGUAGAGAAUCCCUUUUGAAAGCAGAACCGAACGAUUUCUAUAUGAAUAUUCGCCUAACAACUAUUUAAAUGUAUGUACGUAACUCAAACUCAAUUUCCACGCCAUCUGUGGAAAUCCAUAUACCAAAGUCAAAGGAACGAAGGAGAAAGAGAAUGAAGGACGGGAAGGAAAACUAUAAAGCAUCAUAUGUUUAUAUGUAGAUAUAUAUAAUUAAACAAGCCUAAUAUAAAACAUGUAACUUUAUAGAGCGUUUCGUUUGUAAAUUCCCCAGUAAACUCCCUUCCCCUCCCAACCCGAUUCCCAAUCCCAGGUGAAAGGAUUUGUGAUUUGCAAUAGAAGAAAAUAGUCAAAAGAAAUCGAAAACAAACUUUACAAAGUAUUGGCUAAAACAUCCUUGAGAGCUAAAUUCAACUCAAUCCAGAUACGUAACUUUCGGCCUCAUUCUGUAAGAAACUAAAUACUUAAGUUUCAAUUCAGAAAAUUAAAAAAAAAAAUUUGAAAAAAAAUAUAGAAUGUAGAAAUUCACAAGAAACAAAAUUCGAAAGCGUUGAUAAAAAUAUAUAUAUUUGAAACAAAACAAAAACAUUAAAUACACUCAAACAUUUGUGCGAAAUUGAAACGAAAUGUGGAAGCUAAACAAUUUGUUGUAAAUAAAAUUUAAACUUUAGUGUAAACAAGAUGAAUGAAGAAUGCAGCGGAAGGGCUGCAAGGCAAAGCAAAAAGCAUAAAGAAAAUUAUAAUUAAAUUACAAAUGAGAUUUUGUUUUUAUUUGUAAUAUUU
Messenger RNA from Drosophila takahashii, 4659 nucleotides. The record is from RefSeq and is a predicted model, not a curated record. Lineage: Eukaryota; Metazoa; Arthropoda; Insecta; Diptera; Drosophilidae.